AUGCCAUUAAUUAUCAUCACCGGUUUCCCAUGUAGUGGCAAGAGCCUUCGAGCCCAGCAAUUAAUAGAUUAUAUCAAUGAAAAUCAUCCUGAUUAUGCCGAUCAUAUUCAUCUCAUUAGUGAUCAUAACCAAAUGGUUGAUAGAAAUAAAGCUUACGAAGCUUCAAAUGCUGAAAAAUCGGCUCGAGGCCAUUUAAAAGCCGCAGUUGAAAGGAUAAUUUCAAGCAAGGAAAUUGUCAUUCUUGAUUCAUUGAAUUACAUCAAAGGAUUUCGCUACGAACUAUAUUGUAUUAGCAAGUCUGCCAAGACAACUCAUUGCGUGAUAUUUUGCGCUGUAACGAAAGAUCAAGUAGAAGAUUGGAAUAGUAAAAGAGAUAAUGACCAGCAAUAUCGUAAAGAUAUCCUAGAUGCAUUAGUAAUGAGGUAUGAAGCACCUGAUCCUCGAAAUCGUUGGGAUUCACCUCUUUUUGUAGUUCAGCAACCAUUAUCAACAAAUAAUUUAUUGUUCGAAAUGGAGAAGAUUACCAUGGAUAUGAUCACGAAAUCUUUUUGUACUACUUUAAUCCCUAUUUAUAUUAUAGACAAUAUUCCAACAGCAGAACAAACAUUUGCCCGGUGA
This is a messenger RNA of Trichoplax adhaerens, 618 nucleotides long. RefSeq lists its product as uncharacterized. The record is from RefSeq and is a predicted model, not a curated record. Lineage: Eukaryota; Metazoa; Placozoa; Uniplacotomia; Trichoplacea; Trichoplacidae. The transcript is spliced from 8 exons. The coding region runs from base 1 to 618 and encodes 205 amino acids.